Brassica napus (rape) is the source of this 1086-nucleotide messenger RNA. Its product is annotated as probable inactive receptor-like kinase BSK12. Gene Ontology annotation, molecular function: protein kinase activity. The transcript has 7 exons. Bases 1 to 1086 code for a protein of 361 amino acids. The record is from RefSeq and is a predicted model, not a curated record. NCBI's taxonomy places the organism in Eukaryota, Viridiplantae, Streptophyta, Magnoliopsida, Brassicales, Brassicaceae. Gene Ontology annotation, biological process: protein phosphorylation; brassinosteroid mediated signaling pathway.
AUGACGAUCAAUCAGGUGAUCAAGAUGCAGGAUCUCUCUUUCUCUCUGUUUCAUCUUCCAUGGAGAGUCAACAUCAGAUUCACCACGGCGUUGCUCCCCCAGAAGGAGAAGGAAGUGAUGCCUUUCACGAAGUUUUCCUUCUCUGAUCUUGAGAAGGCCACCCAGAACUUCGCCAACAAGAAGUUCAGCACAAAUGCUUGGCCCGAUCCUGAGAAGUUUGAGGAAGAGGCCAAGAGAGUUGGGGAGUUGAAACACAAGAGAAUCGUCAGUUUGAUCGGAUGUUGCGCUGAUGGAGAUGAAAGGCUUCUUGUUGCAGAGUUCUUGCCAAAUGAUACUCUUGCUAAGCGUUUAUUUCAUGCGUUAGAUUAUUGUAGCACAAAAGGUUUCACUACAUCAUUCUCCAAUUUGAGUGCCAACUCAAUUCUGUUUGAUGAUGGUGAUAAUGCCUGUCUAUCGUGUUUUGGUUUGAUGAAAGAGAGUGAGGAUGGUCAGACAACAUCAGUUGAUCAAUUCACAAGUGUGGCUUACAAAUUUGGUUGCGUCCUCUUAAACUUGCUUACAGGAAAGGAGUACCUUGAUCAUGCGGCGAUGGUACAUGGACAACAUGAUGUCACUGAGUUUUUGGAUCCAAAGUUGGAGCGAAAUUUCCCAACUGAAGAGGCAAUUCUAGUGUUAGGCCUUGCUGCUCAAUGCAUGAAACAAGAUAGUAACUACAUACCAACUUCUGAGUUGCUUCAAAUCGAAAAACAGCACCAAGAGGCAUCACCUUCAGGUCAAGAGAAUCCACCUUCACCUUUGCCAACUACAUCACAAUGCCAAGGUCCUCCCAAAAAGCCAGCAAACAAGACUGCAGGCUCUCGCCGGUCUUGUCCUCGCCGCAGGCAUAAGGCGACAACAACUCAGAAUGAUGAAGAGAGAGAAGCAAAGAAGAAAGCAACAUUUGAAAAGUGGAAGAAGAAAAAACAAGCUGAACAAAACGCAAAAAAAGAAGAGAAACCUAAAUCUAGACAAACCAAACCGGUGCAGGCGAGGAACAACAAUCAUACUCCUAAAGGUAACAACAGGAAGACGAGUUCUCGGUUCUAG